AAAUGACCCAUUUAUUAAUCUUUUUUUUUUUAUUGCUUUGUGGUUGCUUAUCGAAAAAUCUGCAUCUUGCGUAAGCUGCCGCUGUCAUGACAUAAAGCUGAUUAGUCAGAUUUGAUCUCCAUGAAUCCCGGUUGACCGCGCCGAAAGUGCCAAAGUAGUGGUCGGACUCUCGGUGGUUCGGCGAUGGAGCAGCGCUCCAAGAUGGUCUGACUUCUUCGCCCCGAUAUCCGGUGACCAUUAGCCCAAUUUUAAUAACCUAGGGUUCAACAACGUCGAAUGGAAGGCUCCGGUUCAUUAUCUCCGGCCAUUCUCGGUGGUUCGAUGACUGAUUUAUUAUUUUAGUUUCGAUUCUAGAUUAUUGAAUUUCAUGUGGCCGGUCUUCAGUCAGUCAGUGUGCACCAAGCAAGUAAGCAAGCAAGCCAGUGAAUUUAUCCUCGGGUGAAUAGAGUAAGAUAGUGAAGUGAUCCUAGCUCAAUGCUUUCCUAUCUGGUCCGAGCCGGGUUGUUAUCCUUCCUCUCUUUCUCAGGUGGUUGCAUACUCUUUGUUGAGGAGCGAAAGCCACUCGACCAACGUCCGGGGAGCGAAAAGGGUAUUUCCUCGAUGGGACGAAAGAAGCAAAGAGCCUCCUCAUAGCACUACUUAUCAGAGAUAGAGUUAUUGAGCUGGAGCAAUAAGAGAUGAAAGAGUUUACUUUACGUUGAAUACAGGAACUAGUACACUUAGCAUAGAUGGAAUGAACUAUCAGAGAAGAGAAGUGUUUAUGCCAUUUAAGAAGUCACUCGAGCGAGGAAGUCCUUUGCCAGUUCAGUUGGUUCAAACUAGGUGGUCAAGUAGCUUCCUACAAAAAGGGAGUAAAUAGUAAGUAGGAAUGUCUGGUUGUCCUGUCACGCUCUCCUUAUCUUAUUCCUAAAUGUUAUUAGGCGUGGAAUUUCGAACACUAAAAGUAGUGGUGUAGUUGGUUGGGAAGUAGCUUCUCAAAAGCUAGAAUCAAGAGCUAUAGCUAAACUAGGCAAUUCUACUAAUCCUACACCAAGGCUUCUGGCCGAUCUGGUCUCACUGGAGAGUUUUGACUUCGAGGGAGGCGCAAUGAAAGAGUCAGAGUGGAACCAACGGCCCCGGUAGAAGUGAAAGUCUGUCUGUUCGCUCCUGUUCAUUCAUAGCGGGAUCUGAGUCUCGUCGCGUUAAAGAUUAUUUCCUAGUGGGACUUGGCUCAAUUCCCGCGCAGCAGUUUACGGCCCUAGCAACGAGCUGCCUAUAGAAUGAUUUGUAUUCUUAAGGUUUCUUAAGGUAGCAAGGUGAAAUCUUCAUGAGGCCAUAAAAUCGUUCGACCGGGGUAUCAUAGAUCGUAGAUGCGAGGCACGCAAACUCCCAUCGUGUCCCAGAUCACAUUCCGUGAAUCGAAAGGGGAAGCCUAUCUCAAUUACAUCGAUCCGGGAGUUACGGCCUAAAGAUCUACGCAUUCCCCCAGCACAAUUGUUUGAAAUGCCGGGGAUGCUAGAUUGGCAGGAAGGGGGUCCUAUCCGAGUGUGGAUGCAGAGCUGGCUGCGUCUGGUGCACUGGUAUGCUGCUGUUGCGCUUUCACCAGAUGUCACCAUACAGGUCGGUCCUCCUUAUGGAGGCGCCAGUCGUCAUGACCAACUGGAACUGUGAGCGCAAAGAUGAAGUGAAGAAAGUUCUGAAUAGAAGGGAUAAGAAGUACGGGAAAGGGUUCAUUCUUUGACUCCAAUAGUUCAAGUAGUAAUGCCAAUAGACCAGUGUUUUGUAUAUGAAGUGGAGAUUGGAGAAAAAAAACCUCAGAAAACUUAUGAUGUAAAUAUGGAUUCUAACCCAACUGGAGCUGUUGCUAGCACAUCUGACGUACACGAGCUUCCCAUGGAAAUGAAUGAGAUGAAAAUUAGAGAGGAUAAAACUGAUGACCAUGAGGAUACAACUAAGAUAUUCCGAGCUUUGAAUUAUAUGCUUAGAGUUAUUGGCAUUUUUCAUCGGGACACUAAACUCUGGAAUCUUCUGGCUACUCAAAAAGCAGCCCAAGUGAUUGAUUGGUAUCGACAUUCUCAUCCGCUCCGCCUAUGUAUUAAUUCGCUUAAGGGAUCACCACUCACCAUCGAUGUAUGGACGGUGGUUGCCGAUGGACGCAAUGUGGAUAUGGUCGCUUCAAAUUUAGCCCCCAUCAGCGUCAACUUCUUAACACAGGCUGCAAAAGUAAUUUUUGCUAUUGUGAUGCUUAUAUUUCAGCUGGCUCUUUUCUUGCAGGCUAGACGACGGAAGGUUGGUGAAAAGACACUUCUCUCAUUUCCCACGUUUAUUCAG
This is a messenger RNA of Striga asiatica, 2310 nucleotides long. The record is from the annotation of a GenBank genome assembly. Lineage: Eukaryota; Viridiplantae; Streptophyta; Magnoliopsida; Lamiales; Orobanchaceae.